Messenger RNA from Drosophila eugracilis, 1984 nucleotides. RefSeq names its product probable G-protein coupled receptor Mth-like 5 (gene mthl5). Gene Ontology annotation, cellular component: membrane. The transcript has 6 exons. NCBI's taxonomy places the organism in Eukaryota, Metazoa, Arthropoda, Insecta, Diptera, Drosophilidae. The coding region runs from base 358 to 1851 and encodes 497 amino acids. Gene Ontology annotation, molecular function: G protein-coupled receptor activity. The record is from RefSeq and is a predicted model, not a curated record. Gene Ontology annotation, biological process: G protein-coupled receptor signaling pathway; cell surface receptor signaling pathway.
UUAAGAGCAGGCGGCAGAGAGUCAUUCGCUUUUUGUCGUCGCUUCGAAUCGGUUGAUGUUUCUUCUUCAAUUUCCAUUUUGAAUUGAAUUGUGUUUAAAGAGGAAGUAAAGCGCACAUUGUUUAUUAACCGAAUGCGAGCCUGAAUCCCAGACUGAAGUGUCAUUUUGGGUGUGUUUUAAUUCAGAAAAGUGUCACCUUACUAGAAUUCUGGCAUGCAAGUCAUGAUCUUGGCUCACAGCCGGCACCUUGAUGACGCAUUUUUUAGCAAGCGCAGAUCCAUAUAAGCAAUAACAACGACAACGGCUGCUUACCUUUGUAUUUGUAUCUGUAUCUGUGUCUGUGUUACUGGGCAAAAGAUGCUCGUAAAAACGCUUGGCGCGCAUUUUGCAACCAAGCAAUUUGGAAAAAAAUGCAGCUGCUCCGCUCUGCUGAUUCGCCUACUUCCCCUUUUAUUCCUUAUUUUAAACCCAUUACCGGUAGCCAGUCAUGUCACUAGUGGGGGAUCACCGUCGGGAAUAUCAUCUGAUCCUCACUUAGUGCUGGUCAACAAAUGCUGCGAAAAGUUCGAGAUACACGUGGACAAUGAGUGCCAGCAGGUCAACGAAUCGGACUACUUUCAGCCGAUGUUCACCAGCUAUGGAGGGGAGAAAGACAUAUCCACUAAGUUCAAAUUCGUCAUCGGAAUUCCCAACUGUGGAUCCAUGCAGAUGUGGCCCAUAUACCACUAUACUGGGAGCUCUGAUAAGCUAGUCCUACUGGAAGAUGGCAAGCUAAGGCAUUAUACUAAUGCAGAAAAUGAGGAAGCUGAAAGUCAUGGAAUACAAUCCGAUUAUGAGGAGGAUAUUGCUGGCAGUCUCGAGCCAUUAUAUCACGAUUACGAUAAAGGAUUGUACUGCAUUGAUCGGGCGACCUCAAGUACUGGACAAGAGCAUGUUCUCUUCGCCAAGAUCUGCCUGGCCCGCAAGGAGAUAAAGUGGAGUGACUCUAACUUCUUGCUCCGAAAGAUCUUAAAUCCAAUAUUUCACGGCAUCUCACUUAUUAUCCUGCUGAUCAUCGCCAUUAUCUAUUUUAUACUUCCUACACUCAGCAGAGAUCUGGUGGGCAACAUUGUGACAACGAUAGCCAUUUGCCUGAUGGUUAGCCAGGCAGCGGAUCUGGUCCGAAUCUUUACCGAGCUGACCAGCCAUGUUAGCUUUAUUGUAGCGGACAUAAUCAUGUGCUUCAGCCUCCUGGCAGCCUUCUUUUGGCUGAAUAGUUUUGGUUUUUACAUUUGGAAAACCUUUCGUUCAAGAAACGUUUUCUUGCGAGUCACCGAUGGCAGAAAAUACUGCUAUUAUUCCGCGUAUGCCUGGGGAUGCACGGCCACGAUGGCUGCACUGGCCGUCUUUGCACAUUUCUUCCUGGAUGCAGACUCUUACAAGCAAGAGCAGAUGGUGGGUGAACAGGAGACAAUCGGCUGGCUAGGCAUUUGUAUAUUUUUUGCCCCAAUUGCCUGCACUAUUUUGGUGAACAUAUUUUUCUAUGUGACCACCAGGAAGCUAAUCAACCGCCGGACGGUUUAUGGCCGCAUUGCGCACAAACUGAAAGCUAAUUUCAUCAUGUUUUCGUUGAUGCUGUUAGUAAUGUCGAUAGCAUGGCUGUUUCUUAUAAUGUCCUGGCUUCAACUGGAAGGCUUGCUAUAUGCUCACAUUGUGGUUAAUGCGUUACAAUCACCGCUACUGCUCUACAUAUGUGUGCUACGCCAGCGACAUGUGACCUUUCUGUUAAAGAAGACCUGCUGCUACAAUGAACCACCGUCGGCGAACGACUGGGGUGAUGAGCUGCACUACAUGAAUGGCAAUGAUUACUGAGGGAGCCACCGUCCACAAUAAUUUAAGUGUUUUUGUAGUUUAGCAAUGUCCAACAUUGAGAUUUGUACUUAAAAUUAACUAAUUUAUGCUGUACGAGAUAGUAAUUAAAAAAAGUCUGACACAUACCUGCCCA